Molecule: messenger RNA, 906 nt
Organism: Daucus carota subsp. sativus
Lineage: Eukaryota; Viridiplantae; Streptophyta; Magnoliopsida; Apiales; Apiaceae
Product: probable polygalacturonase At3g15720
Exons: 6
Coding region: 1-906 (301 amino acids)
Biological process (GO): carbohydrate metabolic process
Molecular function (GO): polygalacturonase activity
Source: RefSeq, a predicted model, not a curated record
AUGGCCGUGCUAGGGUUCUUGAAGUAUGUCAUGUUAUUCAGCCUUCUUGUAGACUUUGCUCUUACUCAGUCCAUCGUCAAUGUUCGUGAUCAUGGUGUCGUUGGUGAUGGUAUCACAGAUGACACUCAAGGUUUAUUGAGAGCAUGGGAAGCAACCUGCAAGUCCUCAUCUUCGUUAGCGACCAUGCAUUUCCCGGCAAAUUUUGAGUUUCUCACGAAUCCUUUGGAUUUUACUGGCCCAUGCAAGCCCGAUAUUGUCGUAGUUGAGGUACAUGGUACUAUAACAGCACCAAGUGAACCUAAACAAUGGAAGUGCGGGUCUGAUAAUUGUGAUAGUUGGAUACGCUUCUCUCAUGUAGAUGGCCUUUCCAUCUCUGGUUCCGGAACCAUCUAUGGACGUGGACAAAAGUGGUGGAAAAUUAAGGAUAACAACAAGCCAGCGGCUUUAAGGGUUACUAACUCAAAAGAUCUACAAAUUAGUGGAUUAAGGUUCAAGGACAAUCCUCGUAUGCACAUUGUGAUCGACGGAGUACAAGGGGCACACAUCGCAAACUUAAACAUUGAGGCUCCUGCUGAUAGCCCCAACACUGAUGGCAUUCACAUCGGGGAAUCAACUGAUGUACAUAUUCAGAAUUGCACAAUUGGAACAGGUGAUGAUUGUAUAUCCAUCGGGGGUGGAUCAAAACACAUGACAAUUAAUAAUAUCAGAUGCGGACCUGGGCAUGGUAUAAGCAUUGGGAGUUUAGGAAAGCAUGGUGCUAACGACGAGGUGGAAUAUAUUGAUAUAUCGGAUGUUGUGUUCACCAACACCACCAACGGUGCUAGAAUCAAAACAUGGCAGGUAAAGUUUCCGAUCAUCUAUUACAUGCACAAAAUCGAGUACAAAAUUUUGCAUAAAAUGACAUAG